Molecule: messenger RNA, 1885 nt
Organism: Rhagoletis pomonella (apple maggot)
Lineage: Eukaryota; Metazoa; Arthropoda; Insecta; Diptera; Tephritidae
Gene: DIP-beta
Product: protein amalgam
Exons: 9
Coding region: 84-1751 (555 amino acids)
Cellular component (GO): neuron projection
Source: RefSeq, a predicted model, not a curated record
CCAUUGCCGUCGUUCAUUGCAUUUGGGUUGACACAAUCAAGAGGAAUUGACCAUGCAAUGAAAUUAGUGUCAGACGGCUCAACAUGAUGGCAACCGCAAUUGAAACCACAUUUAUCACUCGCCAGGUGGCGCCCACAUCAGUUGCAUUAGCAGCUAAAUUGUCGCUGACAAACCGAGUGAACCCACCGGCAGCAACACAAACAUUUAACACAACAACAACAACAACAGCAGCAGCAGCAGCAGCACUGACUUUAACAGAAGCACCGGAGAGACCACAAAGUUUGUGUUCAAGAACCACAUCAGCAACAACAACCAAAACAAAAACAACAAAGCAUUGUCUUUUCAAGCAUACACCAUCCUUAGCCACGUCCGGCCCUAGCACUGGCCGCCAUAUGCGGCAAAUACUCAAUGCACAUCUGGUUAUUACAGCAACAACACUGCAGCAAUGUGCGGCAGUACGAUGGCAACUGUUGGUUGUCUUCCUUAUCUGCAACUGCAUUGAUAUUUCCAUUUCCAACCAAAUCUCGACAGUGGGCGCAUUCGAGCCGGAUUUCGUCUUUCCGCUGGAGAAUGUCACCGUGGCGCAGGGACGCGAUGCGACCUUCACGUGCGUGGUCAAUAAUCUCGGCGGUCACAGGGUCGCUUGGAUUAAGGCCGAUGCGAAGGCGAUUCUGGCCAUACACGAACAUGUGAUAACAAACAAUGAUCGAUUGUCAGUCACACAUAAUGACUUCAAUACGUGGACGUUGGUCAUACGGAAUGUGAAAAUGGAGGAUGCCGGCAAGUACAUGUGUCAAGUGAAUACGGAUCCCAUGAAAAUGCAAACAGCCACACUGGAAGUGGUUAUACCACCAGAUAUAGUCAACGAGGAAACAUCUGGCGACAUGAUGGUGCCAGAAGGUGGCUCAGCGAAGUUGGUGUGUCGCGCGCGAGGGCAUCCGAAACCAAAAAUUACCUGGCGACGCGAGGACGGACGUGAAAUUAUCGCGCGUAAUGGUGCUCAUCAAAAAACCAAAGCUUUGGCAGUCGAAGGUGAAAUGCUAACACUGUCCAAAGUGACACGCAGCGAAAUGGGCGCUUACAUGUGCAUCGCCUCGAAUGGUGUACCGCCGUCGGUGAGCAAACGCAUGAAGCUGCAAGUGCAUUUUCAUCCGUUGGUUCAAGUUCCAAAUCAAUUGGUUGGUGCGCCCGUUUUAACCGAUGUCACAUUGGUGUGCAAUGUGGAAGCAUCACCGAAAGCCAUCAACUAUUGGCAACGUGAAAAUGGUGAAAUGAUUAUCGCCGGCGAUCGGUAUAUGCUCACUGAGAAGGAAAACAAUAUGUACGCAAUAGAGAUGAUUUUGCAUAUAAGACGCUUGCAAACUAGUGAUUUCGGUGGCUAUAAAUGCAUAUCAAAGAACAGUAUUGGCGAUACGGAGGGCACGAUACGACUGUAUGAAAUGGAAAGGCCAGGAAAGAAAAAUCAGCGGGAGGAUGAUAAUGAAGUCACGAAAAAUGAAGCUACACUCAAAGAUAGUCGCCACGAAGAUGGUUCGCGCAAUCAAAAUGGACGUCUCUAUAAGGAGCGGGGCAGCGAUGCGGACCAGCAAAACGGUAGUCAAUCGCUUAGUCGGCGACAGAAUACAAUGUUUAUGCUGGCGUUGGUGCUGCUGCUGUCACUUGCAACGACUGCAGCCACAACAACAACCACGACAACAAUACGAACUGCCGCAGUUACAACGGUAAGAAGACGUAAUUUAGGUAAUUUAUAGCUUCCACAUGCGCAUGCGCAUACGUACUGCUAUAAUCAAAAUAAAUGCAAAGAAAGGAAAUUAAGUAAAUAAUGAAGACAUACAAAUAUAUCUAGUAUGUAGUAAAAGAAAAUUAAUUAGCGCGAGUCAAUAAA